Girardinichthys multiradiatus is the source of this 1904-nucleotide messenger RNA. RefSeq names its product homeobox protein orthopedia B-like. Gene Ontology annotation, biological process: regulation of DNA-templated transcription; neuron differentiation. Gene Ontology annotation, molecular function: DNA-binding transcription factor activity, RNA polymerase II-specific; DNA binding. The record is from RefSeq and is a predicted model, not a curated record. Bases 134 to 1126 code for a protein of 330 amino acids. Lineage: Eukaryota; Metazoa; Chordata; Actinopteri; Cyprinodontiformes; Goodeidae. The transcript has 3 exons.
ACAUUAUAAUGCAAGGGACCUCCUUUUUUAACCACAAACUGAAUUUUCGUUCAUUUAGACUAUAUACUUUUUUAAAUUGCCCCAAAGUUGCGAGAUUUUUUUCGGAGCUCCUUUCACCCUGGAGCGGUACGCGAUGCUCUCUCACGCCGACCUCCUGGAUGCUCGGCUCGGUGAGUUAUCAUCACUAAACUCCGGCCCGAAACUCCAGUGGAUGAAAGAUGCUGCGGAGCUCCUUGGACACAGAGAAGCUCUCAAGUGCCGACUGGGAGGUGGAGUUCAGGACCAGGGGCAUCCGGGAGACAUUGCCCCUGGUUCGGACUCCGUAGAGGGAACGACUCUCCUGCCGGGGGAAGAUAUCACCACUGUGGGUUCCAACGCUGCCGGCAUGCCGGUGAACGGGAAACAGGAGCAGGAGAAGCAGCAGCAGCAGCAGCAACAACAACAGCCGCAGCAGAGCUCCGGUCAGCCGACGAGCCAGCAGAAACAAAAGCGGCACAGGACGCGCUUCACCCCAGCUCAACUCAACGAGCUGGAGCGCAGUUUCGCCAAGACCCAUUACCCCGAUAUCUUCAUGCGGGAGGAGCUGGCGUUGAGGAUCGGUCUCACCGAAUCCAGAGUUCAGGUUUGGUUCCAGAACAGACGCGCUAAAUGGAAGAAAAGAAAGAAGACCACCAACGUGUUUCGCGCCCCGGGGACGCUGCUACCAACGCCUGGCCUGCCGCAGUUCUCCGCGGCGGCCGCUAUGGAGAACAGCCUGUGCUCGUUCCACGCCAACGACUCGCGCUGGGCCACGGGGAUGCCCGGGGUCUCCCAGCUGCAGCUCCCGCCGGCCCUGGGCCGUCAGCCUGGCAUGGCGCAGACCCUCUCGCAGUGCAGCCUGGGUCAUGGCCCGCCGCCAAACUCCAUGGGACUCUCAAACGGCCUGUCCUCCAACGGUUCCGGCCUGCAGUCCCACCUCUACCAGACGCCUUUCCCGGGAAUGUCGGCGUCCCUCUCCGGCCCCACGAACGUAUCGGGCUCCCCGCAGCUUUGUAGCUCCCCGGACAGUGAUAUGUGGAGAGGGACAAGCAUCGCUUCACUUAGGCGAAAAGCGCUGGAGCACACAGUGUCGAUGAGUUUCACUUAAGGACUUUUCAGCUCAUCUCAUCCUGCUCUCCCCGGCUCCUUGUCCCAGAUCUGCCCUGCGCCUUUCUUCUGUUUUCCCUCCUGCUGUUUAGAUCGAAACGAGAAAACGGAAUGGAGACGAACAAGACACAAUGACAAGAUCCGGAAAAAUAAGUUGGGGUUUUUUUUGUUUGUUUUUUCUUGGGAGGGGGGGGGGGGUUAUCUUGUCAUUUUAAAAAUACUUUAUUAACACUUGAUGAUAAAUGCUAUUGUAUGACACUAGAAUAUAGGUCCUAAUUAAUGAGAGCCAAACAAUCGUUGUAUUUGCGUUUUCACUGAGUGUGUCUCAACGCACACUUUAAUGUAUCCAGGUGACUUGUGUUUUGUCAAACAGUUAUAAUAUCCGCCAGUUCCCACUUCGACAGUGAGCCUUUUGAACUGCAUUUCAGGCAUGCUCUGUGUGGGUGAAUUUGGCCUUAUGAUGAAGGACGAAAUUGGCCCCCACUCACACUGAGAACCCAAUUUUUGGAAUCAAAGCAAAUUCGCAAAAGAUAAAAAUGUGAACAAAACAAUGAUCUCUCAGCUGGCCUAUACUCUGUUUUAGGAUGUUUUGUGUAGAUAAAACAUUCUUGCUGUACACGCUGGUCUUUUUGUGAUAUGUUUUAACUUAUUGUAUGUGCUAUUAUUACUUGACACAUUUCUUAAAUGUUUGAUCUUACAUCGGAUUGCACCAUAUUGACGGGUUUGUACCAGUUUAAAAAUGAACAAAACGAAUAAAAGUACUUUUCAAGAAUGUCGAA